AUGGAGCGGAUAUUUGUGUGGAAUCACCAGGACGAGAAGAAGAAGCUCGCUGCGCAGGAGGUCAGGAAGCGUCAUCGCGCGAACAAGAAGAGCAACAAGCCCGCUACGCCCGAGACCUGGCAGGAGGUGCUGCUGCGGCAAACGGACCUACCGCCCUGGAAGCGAAAUCUGCGCGUCUUCCUCCUCGAGGCGGUCGAAGACGCGCAGGCCGCCAUUUCGCUCUUCAAGCAGCUCAGCCCUGCAAAGCUCUUCAAGCUGCCCGACAUCCACAAGAAGCUGCCCUACGACACGCCGGAGACGCGCGGACGCCGCACGCCGCUCCACCCGCCCAUGCGCGCCAUGGCGGCCGCCGAGGCCCGCAACAACGGCAACCUCGAGGCCGGCGUUGAACUGACCAACCGCGACGUAUUCAAGCGCCCGAAGCAAGUGACGCACGUCGGGAAGCACGUCGUGGCGCAGGCCGUGGCCGUCAACGCUAUCGUUCUGUACCUCAUGAUUCAGGCAUGA
This is a messenger RNA of Pedinophyceae sp. YPF-701, 507 nucleotides long. Lineage: Eukaryota; Viridiplantae; Chlorophyta; Pedinophyceae. The record is from the annotation of a GenBank genome assembly.